Molecule: messenger RNA, 5265 nt
Organism: Eleginops maclovinus (Patagonian blennie)
Lineage: Eukaryota; Metazoa; Chordata; Actinopteri; Perciformes; Eleginopidae
Gene: pxk
Product: PX domain containing serine/threonine kinase
Exons: 18
Coding region: 164-1885 (573 amino acids)
Biological process (GO): negative regulation of ATP-dependent activity; negative regulation of monoatomic ion transport; protein phosphorylation
Cellular component (GO): plasma membrane
Molecular function (GO): actin binding; phosphatidylinositol binding; ATP binding
Source: RefSeq, a predicted model, not a curated record
GCAGCGUUUCUUGGUUACGGUAAAGCUAAGCUAACAGCUAGUUUGCGUUUCUCUGGCUAUUUCCUCCUCUGCUCAGCGGGGCCCCGCCUCAGUGUCUUCCCGGCGUUUACAGUCAGUGACCCACGGACGUUUACAUCAGACUUUCGCCGUUUAUCCUCCGGGGAUGUCUUACCUGGAGAAGCCGGCCCCCGGCAGGCUGCUACUGGACGACACCGUUCCCCUGUCGGCGGUGAUCGAAGCCAGCCAGAACCUGCAGUCCCACACGGAGUACAUCGUCAGGGUCCAGAGGGGUGUGUCUGCAGAGAACAGCUGGCAGGUUAUCCGGCGCUACAGUGACUUUGAUGUUCUUAACAGCAGCCUGAUGGUUUGUGGCAUCAGUCUCCCUCUUCCUCCAAAGAAGUUAAUUGGAAACAUGGACAGAGAGUUCAUAGCAGAGAGGCAGAGAGGACUGCAGGCCUUUCUGGACUCAAUUACCCAGCAUCCCAUGCUUUCCAGCUCCUUGACUGUCAAGAAGUUUCUGGACCCAAACAACUACUCAGCCAACUACACAGAGAUCGCCCUGCAGCAGGUCUCCAUGUUCUUCAGGUCGGACCCAAAGUGGGAGGUCCUGGAGCCGCUCAAAGACAAUGGCUGGAGGAUCCGGAAGAAAUACUUUUUAAUCAAAAACAAAGAGCAGCCCAAAGAGCGGUAUCUGCUGAGCUGGGUGGACCUGGGUCCUGAUAAGUUCCUGUCGGACAAAGACCUGCAGUCAGCCAUGAAGCUGCUCACCAGCCUCUCGGUCCCAUACCUCUGUCCGCUGCUCUUCUCCAGCACCAGCGAAUCUUCAGCGCUGCUCAUCCGGCCGUUCAGUGAGAGAGGCUCCCUGAGAGACCACAUCUGUAAGGUGAAGCCCAGAGAGAGCUACCUGAAGAAGUACUGCAACCCUAAGAAGAGUCAGGGUCUCGAACUGCAGCACAUCAAACUGUACGGCCGUCAGAUCCUCGAGGGCCUGAGGCUCCUCCACGAUGGCGGCAUUUUUUUCGGUCACCUGCACGCGUCCAACGUAAUUGUGGAUGACGGCGUGUGUCGACUGAUGGAUGUAGAGAACGGCAUGCUGGGAGUUCCCUCAGCGCUGCGACCGGCCUUCAUCCAGCUCAGGAAGAUCAAUACCACAGAGAGCAUCGACGUCUUCUGCUUUGGACAUUUACUGUACGAGAUGAUGUACGGCCGGCCGCCGGACAGUGUCCCCGUCGAACAAUACCCCGAUGUCCCCUACACUGCCGUGGUGUCAGUGCUUCAGUCCAUUUUGUCCGCAGAGGCCUGUAAGAGCGGGAUGCCAACACUGGCGGCGCUCAUCCAAUCACCGCUGUUCAGUGAAGUCCAACUCCAACACUCAGAAAAACUCCAGAUCAAGGUUCCCAGCAGGCUAAAAGAGGCGCUGAAGACGGCGAAGGAGAGUCUGGAGAGGAGGCUGCAGGAAGAGCAGAGAGUGUGCCAUCAACACAGAAGGCUGACCAGAGCGAAGUCUCACCACGGCUCCGAGGAGGAGAAGAAGAGGAGGAAGAUUCUGGCGAGGAAGAAGUCGAGACAGUCGGCUUUUGAAAAUGAAGAAGACGUCUCUGUCAGAAACAACAAUAACUCGGGUUCUGGAGCCAGUUCACCUCCCACAUGCCCCUCCUCCCCCACCCCCCCAUCCACCACAGGAGCCCUGACUGCUCCUCCCCCGCCUCCUCCUCCUCCUCCUCCUCCUCCCCCUCCUGCACUAGACUCUCCCUCCUGUCCUCCUCCUCUUUCCUCUGAUGGAGCACGAGGAGGUCGUACGGCCUUGCUGAGCUCCAUCCAGGGCUUCAGUAAGGGCAAACUGAAGAAGGCCGAGACUGUCGACCAUAGCAAACCUAUCAUGUGACCCCCCCUGCCUCCAUCUCCUAUCCUCCACCAGGAAACCUCCGUCACUACGACACCACCGACCCCCUGGUUUUGCACUGUGGUCCCGGACCGUCGCUCCCUGAGAUGUGAAAAGGAUUCACAAAAAAAAAAAAAGAUUUUAGUUUUUAUCGCUGCUCCUGCUUUUUUCAGCUUUUCAUUUUAAAUCUGUGGUGGGAAAGAGUAGAGGACAGCCGGGGGGAGUCUGUCCUUUCAGAAACUGAACAAUCAUCUGAAGGUUUGUCCUCUUUGACUGCAUUCUCAUGAGGAAACACCGGGCUCCAGAUAAAAACGCUGGGGAACUGGGUGUGGUUGGGUUUUUGCUGCUGCUUAUUCUCUGCUGGUAAAAGUGGUGGGAUUUGAACGUUUUGGAGCCACUAUGGAUGCUUCAUCUCGCUGAUCAUGACAUGAAUUCCCUGGAGACUAAACUGUAAAUCAGUGCUCUGACACUGGCGCUGCACUGCUCCUGAAUCCGGUCCGAGCUCCAGAAAGUUGAUCUAGACCUUCUCUCUUUUUAAAUCAUCUCAAAACAUUCGGCACCGCUCCUUCACUGCAGGAAGUCUGUAUAGCACACGGCAAAAUGUAAUUUCUGUCUUAAAUAUUUCUUAUUUUCCUAAAAUAAAUGGGAGAAAAAACCCUUGAGUGCAAAAUAUUAAACUUCUCUAUUUUAGGCUUUUUGUGUUCAUAAGGCAGGUCGCUCGAUUUGAAAUUAGAAAAAACAAACUUGAUCUUUGAAAAUAUUCACAUACAAGUUGAUUUUCACUGGAAGCAAGUUUGAAAUGAACCUCCAGGUGUUUUUCAACCUCACUAGGAAAAUAAGACCCAAGUUACAGACAGAAAUUACUUGAUGAAAGGAUGUUUGCAGCAAAUAUAAAUUUCUCACAAAAAUGAUGCUUCGCUGAAAUGAAGAAGCUAGUGAAAUACAUCCAAUAUGUGCAAUGGAAAUAAAGUAUUUAAAUAAUGACGUAAAUAACUUAAAUGUCCAUUACAGAAACAAACAUGUGAUCUGUACCAUUUUAGGUUUGACUGUCAGCCUGUUCAUACGUCAUUCCUCCCUCUUCCUUUGUUAAAUGAAACUGAGCACCACUUACAUUUCAUCUUGAUGCAUCCUAAUCAUCUUGAUAGUGGCUGCAAAUGCAAAUGAAUCAGCAUUUGUUUUGCUAAUUUUUUGCGCUACAUUUGGAUUGAAAGUUCACUCAUGCUAUGGAAAAAAUAACAAUACACAUCUUUUUACGUGGUAACCACUCUGCUUUGUUUAUUCAUGUCCAGGGUAGGGCUCGUAUGGAAGCCCUGAGAGGAAAGUGAGGUAAACAAAAAUCUGGUGAUCCAUUUUCUGAUCAAAAUCUGUUCUUAUUAGUUUUCUCUCCCGUUUUUAUGACUUAAAACAUUUUGGAAAAAAGUUCCUAAAUCAGUUUUCUCCUCGCCAAACAGGAAACAAAUGUUUGUAGGUAAAUAAAACCAAUACUUUUAUCCGGAUUAAGUACAUGUGGUAGUGGUCCACUCCUGCCUCUUGUGGCCAAGCUGACUAAUAGUAAUUUGGAGAAAUGAUCCUGCAUGGCAACACUUUUCCCCCCAAAGGAGACAUAGACAAAAAGGUUCUUGCACAACUUCAUAAACACAGAAGGAUCUGUUUUAGAUCAGACUGAAAAAAAGUAAAUCACCAGAAUAUUUCCCUCCUUGUUGCCUCUCAGGGCUUCCAUAGCUGCACAUGAACAUUUCAAACCUGUUGGAAUUUAGAGCACUAAUUCAACUUUUCCUCCUUUCUUCUUCAGUGAAAUUGUCACCUUCAUUCUGUAACUGCUGCCACAUGUAACUAAGAGAUGUCUGACAGUUAAUGUGGUAAAUGAGUGUGAGGUGGUGUGUGCCACUACUAGUGCUUGUGCAGCUGCUCUCUCCAUUGGACAUAAUGGCUUUGCUCUACACAAUGUCAAUUUUGCACUUUUUGGUGUGAAAGACUGAAUCACAGAGAUACAGGUCAGACAUUAGUUUUGUCCCGGGUCAGAAAAACCUGGCUCAACAGCUCUGAUUGUUUUUAGGGUCUGAAAUUAAUCUGAAAUACUUUUUCUUCACCCAGAUCGCUAAUAGGUGUAAGUGUAAUAUUUUUAUGUUAUUUUUGCUUCUUUGCAUGGCAAUAAAUUCAUACUAUUUCACAUUUCUGAUUUCUGAAAAUCUACUUGCAGAUACUUGUUACUGAGAGAAAAUCCAUCAUAGUCAAUAUUUACUCACCUUUAGCUUAACUUUAUCACUUCAUAGUCAUGUGGUGAAAGUCGCUUGCAUGAAUUGUUUUGAACAUUUACCAUUUUUCAAAUGUACAUCAGAGACGUUAAGUAAUUCAAGAACAUAACCUGACUUCAAAUGAUGCUUUAGGCCGCAUCUUUGCUCAUUCUGCAGAAUUUGGAUUUGAGUUUCAUAUUGUUAUGUAAUGCACAGAUCUUUAAAUAAAUAACCAAGCUAUGGGACAUAAUUGGGGUUGGAAAAUGAUGAUUUAAGAAAAGCUUGAUUGGUUCAUCAGAAUCGAUUUAUUUGAUUAUUAUCUGUUAAUUCAUCACCAAGGAAUGUUUUAAAAGCUAUAAAUGGAGUUUCCUUAUUUCUUUAUAGAAAUAACCUGAAGGAAGGAGAUCGGUCCUCAUUAUCUUUAGAUUUGAUAAUCUGACCUUCACUGUGGGUGCAACCUGUUUUUGUUAAUCAACACUGUUGACACUAGCAUUGUAACCCUUUUAUCUUCCUUUGACGUCCAUUGAGGCUUAAUUUCAGACCCUGAAAGUGCUGAUUCCUGUUAUUCCUUGUUAAGUCUUUUUUUGCAUCUGUUUGUAUUCUGUAGUUUUGUAAUAUGUGUGUCACAGAGCUGAGAUUAUUUUAUUGUGCCAUAUGGAUCCUUGUGCCUAUGGAAAUAGGAAUGUUUUUUUUUUUAUAUAAUAAGUGACAAUAUCCUAUACCAGAUGAUCUGUUUGUACACAGUUCUGUCUGCAGCUUAGGGUUUUCUUUGACUUUUUUCAGUGCAAUCCGAAUGUGAUGUUCAUUCAGAUGGAUGCUGAAUUGCAUCAGUAUGUUUGUCUGCAGCACUUUAUCCACGAGGGGUGGAAGACAGAAGUACAGAGGUGUUAUUCUUUUUUUUCUAAACAAUUAAAAGUCCCAGAGCUGCCCUGGAUUACUAAUAAAAUGGUAUGAAAACCACUCUUCAAUCUCCAGAAGGUAAAUGCAUCAACUGUUUUGCCCAGUUAAUUCCUUCAAAAUGAGGAAUAUCUCUACAUUAAAUGCAUCUGCAAAACUACGCUCUUCAUCUAUAUUUCAAUUUAAAUACAACAUAGCCAACCUGUUGUCAUGAAAACUAUUUGAAUAAAAAAUUGUUCAGUAAAAUUGAGA